Messenger RNA from Sphaeramia orbicularis (orbiculate cardinalfish), 2768 nucleotides. RefSeq lists its product as uncharacterized. The transcript has 11 exons. Gene Ontology annotation, molecular function: cytokine receptor activity; protein binding. Gene Ontology annotation, biological process: immunoglobulin mediated immune response; cytokine-mediated signaling pathway. NCBI's taxonomy places the organism in Eukaryota, Metazoa, Chordata, Actinopteri, Kurtiformes, Apogonidae. The record is from RefSeq and is a predicted model, not a curated record. The coding region runs from base 326 to 2179 and encodes 617 amino acids. Gene Ontology annotation, cellular component: external side of plasma membrane; membrane.
CAGAACAGUCAGAUCAGUCAACAGAUAAGGACAGAAGUGGUGAAUCCUUUUGAUUGAAUGUGAUAAUAAACGGCAGAAAAGGAAAAGAGCACUUCACCUAAACAAGUUGGCACAGGGGCAGUUCCUCAUGUCCUGUGAGACGAUACAUUUUAGUGGUGUGACCUUUCACAAAGCAUCAGAUGGAAAGAAAACACCAAACUGACGCUGAUCCUGUGCAACUUCAGUAGCAGAAUGAAGAGGAGGAGGAAGCAGUGAGUUACAUCCUGAAGAAACAAAUCCAUCCAGUUUCCCAGUAAGCCAGUCAGUUAGAUGGAGAUAUCCAGUUAUGACGAUGGAGAAAAAUAAGAAAACGCUUUUGUUGGUGCUUCAUGUUGCUCUGUUCCAAGUCUGUGUUGUUCAGAUGGAGAAAUGUCAGAGCUCUAUUACAAGUCUCACCUGCUACAAUGACUACAGGCAUAAUAUAACUUGCACGUAUGCAUCUGACCAUGCAGAUAAUGUCUGCACAAUACACGCUGACAUGAUCAUUCCAUCCUUAAAAGGUGACAGUGAUUCCUGUAAACUGGAGCCCUUUGAUGUUUCCAGACCAGAGCUGAAGAAAUGUUCCCUGAUCUUAAAUCGGCAUAGCACAUUUAAGACAUUUACUACAUUUUCCCUCAAUCUGACCUGUGUCAGAGGACAAAAUUCAGACAUGUGUUACAAGCCAGUUAACCACAUAAAGCUGGAUCCUCCAGAGAAACCAAAUGUCACUAAUACCACUGUCUCAUGGAAAGCUGUAAUGAAAAGAAAAAAAUUAAGACCAGAAUUUGAGCUGCAGUGGAAGCGAGAGGAUCAGUCAUGGAGUGAUCCCUCUGUGCAGAAGGACACGAAACGAUGUGAUGUUGACUGUGCAGCAGAGCUAAACCCAGACACACUGAUACAAGAUGAGAGCUACAGGGCGCGUAUUCGAGUAAGACCUGAAAUUCGCAUGGAUGACGGUUCUCUCAUCCCGUCAACAUGGAGCGACUGGAGCCCCACUGCAUCAUGGGUGUCACUUGUAGGAAGAACUAAACAAAAAUCAGAUGCAGUUGGUGUUGGGUGGUUUAUUGCAGCAGCUGCAGCUGUAUUUGCCUUGUUUUUGGUUUUAUUUUUUAGGACUGACAGAACCACCUGGGUUUAUGUGAUCAAGUUAAUGAAAGGACCACCCCUCCCAUCCUCUCUGCAAGAUGAAAAAUUUCAGAAAUGGCAAAGCUCUUUCUUCACCAGUGAGUCGUACCUUUCCUUCUUAAAACCUCUGGAUAUAGAUUCUGUAGAGGUAACCUGCGCUGUGGACGACAUCGCCCCAUGCAAACAAGAGCUGCUCCCCGUGGAAAAGAGCAUCAAGGAGUGCUCCCAGGAGUCGUCUAGUUCCAGCUUCUCCAACCCCAGUUACUCUCAGCUGUGUCCUGUCCGUCCCAUCUGUUCGCUCUCUGCAGGGAACCUGGAGCCCUGCGCUGCAGACUCGCCUUAUGGGCCUGCAGGGGGUGACGGCCAAAGUACAAACCCACAACAGGACGUGGAAAAGCAAAGAGGGAAAGGCAUAAACAUCAUGCAGUUGCUUUCUAAAGCCAAUAAUCGUGAGGCUGUUCCGGUGAUCUCAGACUAUGAGAAAGUUGAGAAAGUCCAGGUUGAGCGUGACAGGCUGCAGAGUGUAGAUUCAGGCAUGUGCAGUGGAGAAGAGGUGAGUCAGGAGAGUCUGGAGCCGGACAGCAUCACACAGAGCCUCGAAGAAGAGCCAGAAAGCAAGAAACAGUGGGAGGAAGGGAAUGGAGACUGUCUUCAGAAGUUAUUUGGUCAUUCAAACAGUGGAGAUAGUUUUAAUAAAGGGUCGAUUGAGGUUUGCUCUGAUUAUGAGCAAGUCCAGAAGCUGCAGGUUGAGAUCCCUGAUGACAUGAGUGUGGAUUCAGACCAGGGCAUCAGCAGAGACCAGCAGCUCAGUCACCACCACAUCCUGUCCACUCCGUCCACAUGCUCUCGGUCUGAUCCUCCUACUGUCUUACUCUUACCCUCUUUCACCCCAUCAUCACUAAACUUCACCAGACCAGGGUCCAGUCCAGGUCCUGGACCACUGGCGGCUCUGAUAGACCGGACUGUGAUGUCACAUAACAGCUCGCUGGAGCCCUCUGCUGACGGAUAUCUGCCAGUGACGCAGGAAGAGAACUAACGUCACCAUGUUCAGAGGAGUAACAGUAGUACUAUAGUGUCUAUAUUUAUCACACAAUCACAGUUACUAUCUCAUUAAUAUCAUGUGUAUUGGAGUGUCUGUACAUGUUUAACAUAUAAGCGUCCGCUGUGAGGAUUUAGGAGGAUGACGCAGAUAUGUAAAAUGGUAUAUAUAAUCAUGUGUUCAUAUAGUAUGGCUUUCGUUACCUUAGAAUUUGACAUUAAUUUGUCUAGUGGGAGUGGAUGGAGUCCAUCUAUUACUAGUAGCUUCAUUUUGUUCUUUCCUGUUUUGUAGGUGUUUGUUAUAAUGUUAAGGUGUACUUCUAUAUCUAUGUUUGUGUAUGAACCAGAGUUAUCAUCCACUUAAACAAAAAGUCAAAAAUGGACAAGUAAAUACUGAUGUUAUAAUUAAUGAUAUUAUUUUCCAUAACGGCCAAAAGAGCCUCUUAAAUCCUCUUGAAAUAGUGGAUAUUUAAAGGUGGCUCAUCUGAAAGGGCAUGUUUAAGUAAAUGCUAAGCUUGAUAUUUGACUGAAUGUAUUUUUACAAUAUUUGUAAAAUGUAUGUCGGAAUAAAACAGCUGAACUGCAAA